UGCUGUGUUACUAUAUUGCAGCCAUGGGUGUGCUGAUGUCCAAGAAACAGCAGGUGGAGAAGGUGCAGAAGUGCAGCGCGGUGGUGUCUGCAUUUAAAGACACUCUGAAGGACCGGGCAGCUCCAGCGGCUGUGGCCCAGACUGAAGAGGUCAUAGCCGAGAACGGGGAAGGAUCUGCUGAUGGAUCUCACCAGGCUAACAAAGAGCACACUGAACAGAAAGACAAGGACAGCAAACCAGGGUCAGUACCAAAUCAGCAGGCCUUAGCUCUGCCCACAGAGGAGCAUAAAGCCAAUCAGGAGGCUUGGGGGCGGCUCCGGGAUGGGAAGGUGGAGCCUGAGGAUCUAAAGAAGGCACAUCAGCUCACUCCUCCUACGUUUGUGCGGCCAAAGAGAGAGGUCAACGACGACCAACCGGUAGAUGUGCCACUUGGGCAAAGAGAGCAGCCCAUCAACGAUGAGAUAUGCUAUUUGUGUGAGGUUUGGACAGCAGACGAUCUGUUCCCCUGCCGGACGUGCACCGGGGUCUUCCACGACGGCUGUCUGCGGGAGGUGGGUUACCUGAGCACUGAAGCCCUGCAGGGAAUGAUGAGGAGAGACGUUUCCCACACCACGCAGUCGGGCUUGAGCUGCUAUUACUGCGAUAAUGUGAACCUGCUGCUUACUGAAGAAGAGAUGUACAGCCUCAUGGAAACCUUCAAACAGUGCAAGAUCAUCCCAGAGUCAUGCCUGGUGUCAGAUGAACUCCUGCAGUACAGGCACUUUGUGACCAAGCAGCUCUUUGAAAGAGACUUGACCGAUGAGGAGGAAGAGGAGGUUCUGGCACAGUUUGCAGCCCUGGAUCCAGACAAGAAGGGUCAGAUUGAGUGGUCUGACUUCCUCUACCAUGAGUCACUUUCAGUGCUACAGAAAUUCCGGACCGAGAAUUCGCUGCUGAGAAUUCUCACAGCGAAGGAGAGGGAUCGAGCACGGGCCGUAUUUCAGAGUAUAGACCAGGACGAAGAUGGGAUCAUUACUGCCGGAGAAGCCAGAAAAGCCCAAACCUCCUGGUUCCACAAGAUUAACAAAGAAUCACAGUCCUGCAGUGUCAGUAUCAGCCAUGUUGGUCCAAUAUCUGAGAGCAGUCCUGCCAGUUCCAGCAGCGAGAGAAGCAGAGAUAAAGCUUUGGAGAAUGACAACAGACCGGUUACCUGGGACAACUUCCUGAGGGAGAGUGCUAUCUACAUCCUGGCUGCAAGGCCCAACAGCUCAGCCAUGCACGUCCGUUUGCCACUCUAACCAUGGCCACAUAGCCUGAGACUUCCAGAGGGGCUUUCCAGGUCUGGAUUCACAAGAGAGCGGUGCUGUGAACUAAACCGAGAGUCACAUGAGUGUUAAACGCAAAAGAGCACGCCUCCACACACUAAGACCGCACAAGCCAUCGAC
Messenger RNA from Cyprinus carpio (common carp), 1424 nucleotides. RefSeq names its product PHD finger protein 24-like. Lineage: Eukaryota; Metazoa; Chordata; Actinopteri; Cypriniformes; Cyprinidae. The record is from RefSeq and is a predicted model, not a curated record.